Pezoporus occidentalis (night parrot) is the source of this 4516-nucleotide messenger RNA. Its product is annotated as protein mono-ADP-ribosyltransferase PARP12-like. The record is from RefSeq and is a predicted model, not a curated record. Gene Ontology annotation, biological process: response to virus; positive regulation of mRNA catabolic process; positive regulation of type I interferon production. Gene Ontology annotation, cellular component: nucleus. The transcript is spliced from 9 exons. Gene Ontology annotation, molecular function: RNA binding; NAD+ poly-ADP-ribosyltransferase activity; NAD+-protein mono-ADP-ribosyltransferase activity. Bases 2635 to 3546 code for a protein of 303 amino acids. NCBI's taxonomy places the organism in Eukaryota, Metazoa, Chordata, Aves, Psittaciformes, Psittacidae.
CAUUAUUAACAUGUCAAUGUUAUAUCCAGAUAAAACAGCAACAGGCUAUUCCCAAUCAGUUAACUGUUAGUCUUUUCCUAAAAAAUGGGUACCAGUAUGCUAAGACUCUUCUAAUGGUGACUGGAGAGACGAAUAGCAGAAUAUGGAGCUUUUUUAAUCUUUUGUAUCAAGCAUUUAUGUACUUAGAGUAAAACCAAAGUACAAACCCAAUGUAAUCUACUGAAACUUGUAAAAUUCACCAUCAAGAUUUGGAACUAAAUAAGUUGAGGGUGGGUUUUUUUUUUUUUUUUUGGUUUGGUUUGGUUUGGAUUUUUGUUCUGGUUUUGUCUGGGUUUUUUUCAAAGCAAUUGAGAAUAAUUUUUCUUGUUAUGACUGCUUCCUGUUCCUUUGCUGAGUUAAGCUGGGAUAGCAGCACUGUGGUUGCAGGGCUUGUUGCUCAUUUCUCCCCUCCCCUCCUGCAGUUGAAUUUAGAAGCUGCUGGAUGUUGUCCAACAGGAAAUCCAGUCUUACUGGGAAAACCAUCACAACCUACUCAAAGGUACCAGCUUUAAAUGAUAAUGUGGUUUCAAAUGAGAGAUGGAAAUGUUUUCAGGCUCCCAGACAUGGGUUGCUCCCCCCUUGCACUGGACUUUGCUGAAGCUGGAGCCCCUGGCACACCUACCUACAGCAUCACAAUGACCAGGCUCUGCUGUGGGUGGCUGGGGAACCAACCUGCAAAAGACCAACCUGCAAAUGACCAGGUGAGCCCCAUCACCCAAACAUAGACUGAGUCCACCCCCUUAGGUACUGGCUGGGGGGAUAUUCCACAUCUUGAGAUAGAAGCAUGAGGUGCUAUUAGCCUGGUCCUGUUCUGCAGGACCCCUGAGAGCACAGUGUGCCCACACUGUAGCAUCAGUACUCAUACGCAUCAAACCUUGGAGCAGUCAGAAAUUGCAACAGAGCUUCUGUGUGUCUGCAGAUAAACACAUGGAAAGGGUGAAGCAGGGAAGCAUCCCUUUUCUUGUCCAUUUCCUCCAAAGAGGAAAAGGAAAUAAGAAUUGAAAUUCCUGAGAGCAGAAAUAAGUAAUCCUGCCCAUCGGACAAUGGUUAUUUUAUACAUGAUAAAUCAUCUGAUGUAUGCAAAGAAACAACACUAGGGUGCCUCUGCUGACUAUGCAGGAAUAUAAUCUUGCAGGGCUAUGUGUAGGAUGUCUGCUCUAAGAUCUGUCAGGUACUGGAAAUGCAGACAGAUGUAGUACCACAGUUAGAAAUCAGAGGUUCAGCAGCUCUGCAGGUGACAUUGCAGUUGAAAGUGACAAAACUAAAAUGCACGGUGCUCAGGAAAUAUCAGUUCACAGUGAGCUCGUAUCCAGUUUGCGGCAAGUUGUGUGUGUUUAGAGAGGAUUGUGUGCUGCUGCCAGAAAAGCCAUGUAAACAUUUUCUACCAAGCCAGAAUGUUUUUCCUAGAGCUGGUAUCUCAUGCCUGCUGAAGCUCUUGGCUUCAGUUCAGGAGACUAUUUUACUACAGAAUUCACAUAUGCGAAAGUGAACCUGUGGGACCUGAUCCUAUAAAUCUCAUCAGUCAAAGGGAAGCAUAAAAGGUUGUGCAAUUUUGUAGCUGAGAGCCAGAAACUAUAUGGGAGGUCAAAAGCCAGUCAAGAAAGGCCAGAUGGGGAAGAAACAAAGUUCAACUUCUUAAUCGCAUUUGUGGCUUUUUUUGUUUGUUUGGUUUUUUUUUUGGGGGGGGGCUGGGGGGUGGGUUUUAAUAUUGUGUCUAUAAAAUGCACUCAGAGUGCAACCUUUCCAGAAACUAAAAUAGAUAUAUAUGUGUUUCAGCCACCACUGAUCUGGUCUGACCUGAUCACUGACUGAUCAUCAGGAAAUAAAAAUGUUCUGGGCAAUUCAGCUGAAUAUAGGUUGUGUAACCAAGGGAGAAUAAAUAAAGGUUGCAUCUGAGCAAGUUUACGUAGUUAGUACUCCUUGACCUGUUGUUAAGCUUUAUGCUUCACAGCUUUCCUGGGUAACGGUCAACUUUUUAGACUGAAAGGCUGGAGGUCAAACUGAUAAGCUCCUAACAUUUCUCUGAUUUCCGUGCAGGAAGAACAGGGCAAAGGCUCAGCCUUCAAGGUAAAGAAAUACAAAUACUAGGGAUGGUACAGAGCUCUGUGGGGGCUGACAGCCUGCCCUGCUGGGCUCUCUGCUUGCUCUGCACUGGUUUGGGUUGCUCCAUGCAGUGCUGCAUAUUUCAGCGCCCCCAGACAGUGAGAUAACCAACAGGGAGAGUAUGUUAAGAGAUGCACCCACUUUCUGCAUUGAAAUUUGGGGUUCGCAUUGAAAGGUAACUCCAGCUUUUGGCUGUCAAAGAAUGAUCUUCAGCAGAAGCUGCUCCCAGCAGGAAUCUUGAAAGGAGAUGGUCCUGAAUAUCCUCAGCCACUGGAAGGAAUUGGCUCAAGGUCAGAUUGCACCAGGGGGACUUUUCACGUGUGGUGCAAAGGUUCAGAGGCUCUUCUGACUGGUGAGCUCAUGGCUGAUGCCUUUGGCUCCCAGGGUGGUGACUGAGCAGCUUGGCAAGUGGGACUGGCCAAGCAAGCAGCCAGGCAUCGAUCAGCUGUUCUGAGCCUGUGGGGUCUUCUGGCUCAUCCAUCUGCUCCCAAAAUGGAGUAUGCCUGGUACUGGCUCGAUAAUUCUGGGAAGUGGAUUGAAUAUGGGAAAAAGCAUCCAGAUCACUGCUGUGCCACGGUAACAUCUGAAGUUCUAGAGAGGGAAUUCCAAGAUGACCAGGAAGGCUUUGUGUUAUUCAAGGCUGGUUCUCAAGCAUAUAUAUUAAACUUUAAUGGCAUGGUCCAAAUAAACUUGCACUAUAAAACUAAAAGGAAAGUUGCCCGACGGCCAAGAUUUCUGCCUUCUCAAGAUGGACAAGACGGAAGCUCAAACAUGACUCUAUCCCAUUUUGUUUGUCCUCCAGAAUGGGACCAAUCUGCACUGCCCGAUAUUGGGUUCAAGCUGAUAGAUGUCAGCUGCACUUCCCUUGAAUACAGUAAAAUUAAGAACCUGUUUGAGAAGACAAUGAAGGAUUCCUUUAUCCACAGACUGCAGAGGAUCCAGAACCCAACGCUUUGGCAAGUUUUUCAGUGGCAAAAGGAGCAGAUGAAGAAGCUCAGUAAAUUGGAGUGUGUGGAUGAGCGGCUCCUGUUCCAUGGGACAAGUCUGUCCCACAUGCCUGCCAUCUGUGAGCAGAACUUCGACUGGAGGGUGUGUGGGACUCACGGGACAAUGUAUGGGAAAGGAAGCUACUUUGCCAGAGAUGCCAGCUAUUCUCACAAGUUCUGUUCCUCUCAAAGUGGUUGCUACAGCAUGUUUGUAGCUAAUGUUCUUGUGGGAGAUUUUGUUCAGGGAAAACCCGAACACCUUCGCCCUCCACUCAGAGACAGCAAUUCAAACAGACUUUAUGACAGCUGCGUGGAUGACCCAACAGACCCUUCUAUCUUUGUCAUCUUUGAGAAGCACCAGAUUUACCCUGCCUAUAUCUUGGAGUACAGGAGCAAUACCCACUGUAGGAUCCUGUAAUGAAUGCUGGAUUCUCCUUUGAAUUUACACUGAAGAAAUUACACUUUAAUACAUCUUUUUUUUUGUUUUAAUUUUUUUUUAAUGCUAUUCAAUUUUAGUAGUAGCUUUAGAACAUAUUGUAAUGCAGCAAACCAAUAUCAGUCCCUUGAAGGAUUUCGGGGCGUAUUUUUUUUGGAAGCAGAAAGUGCUGAACUUUCAAGGGAACUGGAGCACCUCCUGUAUGAAGAUAGGCUGAGAAAGUUGGGGCUGUUCAGCCUGGAGAAGAGAAGGCUGCAUGGAGACCUCAUAGCAGCCUUCCAGUAUCUGAAGGGGGCCUAUAAGGAUGCUGGGGAGGGACUCUUCAUUAGGGAUAGUAGUGACAGGACAAGGGGUAACGGGUUAAAACUUAAACAGGGGAAGUUUAGAUUGGAUAUAAGGAAGAAGUUCUUUCCUGUAAGGGAGGUGAGGCACUGGAAUAGGUUGCCCAAGGAGGUUGCAAAUGCUCCAUCCCUGGCGGUGUUCAAGGCCAGGUUGGACAGAGCCUUGGGUGACAUGGUUUAGUGUGAGGUGUCCCUGCCCAUGGCAGGGGGGUUAGAACUAGAUGAUCUUAAGGUCCUUUCCAACCCUAACUAUUCUAUGAUUCUAAUCGCCACCUUAUUUCUAGCCUGAGAUGGGGAUGUACCUGCCUUGCAUACCCUGAUGCAGUGACACCUACCACUGUUGAAAGCCACACUGUUGAAUGUAUGAUUAGCUUGACCCACUGAUACAGUCACUUAGGCAUGAAUCCUACCUGUGAUGGUGCUGGUGUGUGACAAAGGGAGACUGGGUGGGGAAUGUGAAAGGAGGAAAAGUGAAAGUAACUGCAUCAUGGUGCACAAGAGAGGAAUCAUGACCUGUUUUUCCAGUAAAUGGCAGGAAGCUCCUGCAUCCUGGAGGAUUUUUAAUGAAUACUGGCAAGGAACAUUGCUCCCUGAACACAUUGCUGAUAGCU